Lotus japonicus is the source of this 1811-nucleotide messenger RNA. RefSeq lists its product as uncharacterized. The transcript is spliced from 4 exons. The coding region runs from base 127 to 1437 and encodes 436 amino acids. The record is from RefSeq and is a predicted model, not a curated record. Lineage: Eukaryota; Viridiplantae; Streptophyta; Magnoliopsida; Fabales; Fabaceae.
UGGAACGUUUUCUCUUGAGAAGGUGUCACCCUCCUUUGGUCUAUAAAUUAAUGAAUUCACUUCUUUGUUUAUGGACUGUCACUCCAUACCCCCAAGCAGUGUAGUGGUUCUCGUUUUGAGAUCAACAUGGGUUCUGUAACUAGAAAUUUGGUGCUUUCUUUGGCAUUACUUCUGGCAACAUGCUCUAGUGUUUUGGGGAGAACUGAGAACAAUAUAAAGUCAGCUGUUUUUCUGUCCCCCAAGUUUGAACUUGGAGCAGGAUCAGUUAUCAAUAGAUAUUACUAUGAUAUUGAUUUUCCAAGAGGCCAUAUAGCACUGAAGAGUUUCAAUGCUGAAGUGAUUGAUGAAGCUGGGAACCCUGUGCCUCUCCAUGAAACUUACCUUCACCAUUGGGUUGUUGAAAGAUACCAUCAAAGUAAACAUGUGACACAAAAAGACACAAAAUAUGAUGAUGGGCAUCGAAUGCUUCAAGAGUCUGAUGAUUUUGUCAUUGUGAGGAACAGUGGAAUAUGCCAGAACAAUGCUCUUAGUCAGUAUUAUGGACUUGGUUCUGAAACUAGAGGAACAGCUACAGACAUUCCAGACCCUUUUGGCAUAGAAGUGGGAAACCCUGACGAAAUUCCAGAAGGGUAUGAGGAGAAAUGGAUGCUGAAUGUGCAUGCCAUUGAUACAAGAGGCGUAGAGGAUAAGUUGGGGUGCACUGAGUGCAGGUGUGACCUUUAUAAUGUCACAAAGGAUGAACAUGACAGGCCUUUGAGGCCAGAUUAUGUUGGAGGUUUGUUGUGUUGCUAUGAUUAUUCACAGUGUAAAUUGAGGGAAGGCUUUGAGGUUGAGAGCACAAAGAGAAGCCUCUACCUAAGAUACACAGUGAAAUGGGUUGAGUGGGACAAUUUUGUAGUGCCUGUUAAGAUAUACAUAAUUGAUGUGACUGAUACUUUGAAGAUAUCUGAUGAAUCCAAAGGAAUAACCAGCUCAGAUCAUAAUUGUGUGGUUGAGUAUGAAGUUGAACCUUGCAGCACAGACCAUAAGGAUGGUAAUGGCUGUCAUCAUGUGAAGAGGACAAGCCUCCCAAUGCAAACUGGUGGUUAUGUAAUCUAUGGUGUUGCUCAUCAGCACUCUGGGGCGGUUGGAUCAACUCUUUAUGGACAGGAUGGGAGGGUUAUAUGUUCUUCUGUACCAAGCUAUGGAAAUGGAAACGAAGCAGGAAAUGAGGCAGGCUACAUUGUAGGAAUGUCCACUUGUUAUCCUCAUCCAGGUUCGGUCAAGAUACUUGACGGUGAAACUGUAACUAUUGAGUCUAAUUACAGCAGCAGCCAGAGGCACACUGGAGUUAUGGGGUUCUUCUACCUGUUGGUGGCAGAACAACUACCACACCAACACAUCAUACAUUCCACUCGUUCUUCAUUUUUUAUGGAUGUAAAAGGUAUAAUUUAUUGAUAGGUGUAGUGAGUGUCAUGCUAAUAUAAUAAGCAUAGGGGCAUCUAUGAUUUAUAUAAGCAAAGUGUCAUUGAUGAUAUCUUAGUGUAGAAUCAAAAGAAAUAAUGACAGGCCAGAGCAGUCAAUGGGCAUAUCAUAUUUUUCUCUGAAGGUAUUUACAGAAGCUUAUCCUCAAAUUUGAUUCUAGUUUUAGAAUCUUUUGUGGAAGAGUUUUGAAACAUGGUAGUAGUCAUAUAUAGUUUGUAAUGUUUUCUUAAACCAGUCUUGUUCAUAUUGGCAUAUGGCUAUGUGAUGUAUCUGUGGUACUGUAUAGCUAUACAUGUAAAAGGGUCUUUUGUUUUGUUGUUACACACAAGAGGCCAAGUUUUAUUUUA